AAGAUAGCGAGACCUAGUCUCCCUUCUUCGCAGCCUUUGCCUCGGUUCUCUUUUGUGUUUUCCUUUUUCUUCCAUUUUCGUCCGCUGCAGAAACCCUAGAAAUUCCCGAAGCUGCGGCCCGGCAGCCUCUCGAUCUGUUGCUUUCCGAACCGCCGUGGCGUCGCUCUUGGUUGUUUUGCUUUCUGUUCUGUUUUAUCGUUCCUAGAAGCGCUUUCGGUGUUUCGAUUUGGGGUUUUGGGCGGGGUUGGGGGGUCAGGGUGGGGAAUCAAAUGUCGUCGCUGAGCAGGGAAUUGGUGUUUCUCAUACUCCAGUUCCUGGAGGAGGAGAAAUUCAAGGAGUCCGUGCACAAGCUUGAACAGGAGUCAGGGUUUUUCUUCAAUGUAAAAUACUUUGAUGAGAAAGUACAAGCUGGUGAAUGGGAAGAAGUUGAGAAGUACUUGUCUGGGUUUACUAAGGUUGAUGACAACAGAUACUCCAUGAAGAUAUUCUUUGAAAUUAGGAAGCAGAAGUAUCUAGAAGCUUUGGAUCGGCGUGACAAAGCGAAGGCUGUUGACAUACUAGUAAAUGAUCUGAAAGUGUUCUCUACAUUCAAUGAAGAGUUAUUUAAAGAAAUCACUCAGCUUUUGACACUUGACAAUUUCAGGGAAAAUGAGCAGCUAGCCAAGUAUGGUGACACCAAAACAGCUCGCAACAUAAUGUUGCUAGAACUUAAAAAACUUAUAGAGGCAAAUCCGCUUUUCCGCGAAAAGCUCGCCUUCCCAACUCUAAAGUCUUCAAGAUUGCGAACUUUGAUCAAUCAAAGUCUGAACUGGCAGCACCAACUCUGUAAGAAUCCAAGGCCAAAUCCCGACAUAAAGACAUUGUUCACAGACCAUACCUGUGCCCCUCCAAAUGGGCCACUUGCAUCUACUCCUGCCUCUCUUCCAGCUGCUGGUGUUGCAAAGCCUACUCCUUACACUUCUGUUGGAGUCCAUGGUCCCUUUCCACCGGCUGCAGCAACAGCUAAUGCUAAUGCCUUAGCAGGUUGGAUGGCAAAUGCUGCUGCUUCUUCAUCUGUUCAGGCUUCUGUUGUUACUGCAUCUUCCUUGCCUGUUCAACCAAAUCAAGUUUCAAUCUUAAAACGUCCAAUAACACCACCAGGCAAUUUGGGUAUGGUUGAUUAUCAGAGUGCUGAUCAUGAACACUUAAUGAAACGCCUAAGGCCAGCCCCAUCUGUGGAGGAGGUCAACAAUGGAAGCUAUAUUUUUGCUGAGGCGCCUAAUGGAAAGGUUACAUAUCCAACACCUCGUCAACAUACUUCUUGGUCCCUGGAUGACUUGCCAAGAACAGUAGCUUGUUCCAUGCAUCAAGGAUCACCUGUAAAAAGCAUGGAUUUUCACCCUUCUCAUCACACAUUGCUUCUCGUUGGUACUGCUAGUGGUGAAAUAACACUUUGGGAAGUUGGGAUCUGUGACAAAGUGGUUUCAAGGCCAUUCAAGAUAUGGGACAUCACAAAAUGUCCAUUGCAACUUCAGGCUUCCACUGGCAAAGAUGCAUCAGUAUCUGUUAAUCGCGUUACAUGGAGUCCAGAUGGAAAUUUUAUAGGGGCUGCUUUCUCAAAGCACUUGAUCCAUUUGUAUACUUAUAUUGGACCAAAUGAUUUACGCCAGCAUGUAGAGAUUGAAGCCCAUAAUGGUCAAGUUAAUGAUUUGGCUUUUGCUAAUCCCAACAAACAGCCAUGUGUGGUGACAUGUGGAGAUGAUAAGUUGAUAAAGGUUUGGGAUUUAACUGGCCGGAAGCUAUUUACCUUUGAAGGGCAUGAAACCUCUGUGUAUUCUAUAUGUCCUCACCAGAAAGAGAAUAUUCAGUUCAUAUUCUCAACUGCUGUUGAUGGGAAAAUUAAAGCCUGGCUGUAUGACAAUCUGGGAUCUAGAGUUGACUAUGAUGCGCCUGGACACUGGUGUACUACUAUGCUUUAUAGUGCUGAUGGAAGCAGAUUGUUCUCAUGUGGAACAAGUAAAGAUGGGGAAUCUUUUCUGGUUGAAUGGAAUGAAAGUGAAGGAGCAAUAAAGAGGACAUACACUGGGUUCAGAAAAAAAUCUGUUGGUGUUGUGCAAUUUGACACAACUCAAAAUCACUUUUUGGCCGCGGGGGAAGAUAACCAGAUAAAAUUUUGGGACAUGGACAAUACCAAUGUUCUCACCACUACAGAUGCAGAGGGUGGCCUGCCAAUUCAUCCCUGCUUGAGAUUCAACAAGGAAGGAAAUCUUCUUGCUGUUACUACAACAGAUAAUGGUAUCAAGAUACUAGCUACUGCUGUGGGUCUUAGGUCCUUAAGAGCUGUUGAAGCCUUCGAACCUGCUGCAAUUAAGGCAUCUGGACCUUCUGCCGUUGCAAAUGUUGGCCCAGCCAAUACCAAAGUUGAAACAAGUUCUCCAGUCAGGCCUUCUCCUGUUAUUAAUGGCGUUGAUGCUUUAGCUAGAAGCACAGAAAAGGCUAGAACAGUGGAUGAUGCAACUGAUAAAACAAAACCCUGGCAGUUAGCUGAAGUUACAGACCCUGCUCAAUGCCGGCUUGUUGCAACGGCAGACAGCACAGAUGCAUCCAAUAAGGUUGCUCGGCUGCUUUACACAAAUUCUGGUGUUGGAAUUUUGGUACUUGGGUCUAAUGGGACACAGAAGUUGUGGAAGUGGGUCCGCAAUGAGCAUAAUCCAAGUGGAAAGGCCACUGCCAAUGUUGUUCCGCAGCACUGGCAACCAAGCAGUGGUCUUCUUAUGACUAAUGAUGUUGCAGGUGUCAAUCUUGAUGAAGCAGUCCCCUGCAUAGCACUCUCAAAGAACGACUCUUACGUAAUGUCAGCUUGUGGUGGAAAGGUAUCGUUAUUCAACAUGAUGACAUUCAAGGUCAUGACAACAUUUAUGCCGCCUCCACCUGCUUCAACAUUCCUAGCAUUUCAUCCUCAAGAUAAUAACAUCAUAGCUAUUGGAAUGGAAGAUUCUACCAUUCAUUUAUACAAUGUUAGGGUGGAUGAGGUAAAAUCAAAGUUGAAAGGUCAUCAAAAGCGCAUAACUGGUCUAGCUUUUUCCACCAAUCUUAACAUAUUGGUUUCAUCAGGAGCUGAUGCUCGGCUUUGUGUUUGGAGCAUUGAUACAUGGGAGAGAAAGAAAACAUUUCCUAUACAAUUGCCUGCUGGCAAGGCUCCUAGUGGUGACACUAGAGUGCAGUUCCACUCCGAUCAAAUCCGCUUAUUGGUCUCCCAUGAAACACAGUUAGCAAUAUAUGAUGCCACUAAGAUGGAUCGCGUUCGUCAGUGGGUCCCACAAGAUGUCCUCCUCGCGCCUAUAUCUUAUGCAGCAUACUCCUGCAAUGGUCAACUAGUUUAUACUUCCUUUUUUGAUGGCAAUAUUGGGGUGUUUGAUGCAGAUAGCUUGAGACUAAGAUGUCGCAUUUCCCCCUCUGUAUAUUUGUCACCGGCAGUGAUAAAUGGAAGCCAAGCUGUGUACCCCCUUGUCGUUGCAGCCCAUCCACACGAGCCCAAUCAAUUCGCUAUAGGGCUGACAGAUGGUUCUGUUAGAGUUAUGGAGCCAUUGGAAACGGAGGGAAAAUGGGGGGUGGCUCCACCUAUCGAUAACGGGAUGCUAAAUGGUAGGACUGGGUCGUCGUCCACCACAAGCAAUCACACUUCAGAUCAGGUCCAGAGAUGAAGUUCCUUGUUCUUUCAACAUACAGCAUUUCUCAUUCUCCCCCGUUAGUAUCUCAACAAUGUAGAUACAUUUUAGGUCUAUCCUUCUCACCCAUUCCAUGCAAUGCUCUCAUGUAAAGUGUAAGAAUUGAAGUUAUCUUCAGAAAGUGUUUCAAGAAUUGUAUGCUCUCCCUCUCUAUUUAGAUCAAUAAAUUUAACUGUUAUGUUCUUUCUUGUCUCAA
This is a messenger RNA of Diospyros lotus (date-plum), 3903 nucleotides long. RefSeq names its product topless-related protein 3. Lineage: Eukaryota; Viridiplantae; Streptophyta; Magnoliopsida; Ericales; Ebenaceae. Gene Ontology annotation, molecular function: protein binding. Gene Ontology annotation, biological process: regulation of DNA-templated transcription. The record is from RefSeq and is a predicted model, not a curated record. The transcript is spliced from 26 exons. The coding region runs from base 270 to 3683 and encodes 1137 amino acids.